Molecule: messenger RNA, 1072 nt
Organism: Bactrocera tryoni
Lineage: Eukaryota; Metazoa; Arthropoda; Insecta; Diptera; Tephritidae
Exons: 3
Coding region: 436-999 (187 amino acids)
Cellular component (GO): nucleus
Source: RefSeq, a predicted model, not a curated record
CAUAUAAAUUCAGGUACUUUAAGUAUAUUUCACAACCAGGAUCUUUAAUUAAAUAAUAUACUUAAUAAUUAAUCAUUUUUUUCGUUAUAUUGUCUUUUGUGUUCAAACUUGAGAACUUCGAGAUUUAGUUGUUCUUUUUUAAUCUAAUUUUUUUUCCACAAUCAGCCCUAUCACGCAAUCCAUCGUUGACUGUUUUUUCGGGAAAGUUACGAAACUGCUAUCAUGCAAUUCGAAUAGUUCCGAAAGUAAGUUCGAAAUUCGUAGAGUUGCAUUCACUGAAUUCACUCGGAACGGAAAAUUUUUAAGUUUAGCGGAAUUUUUGUACGACAGGUUUGUGGUAACGGAGAAAUAAAUUUAAAAAAGAAAAAUGUCCAAAGUAAUUACCACCAAGCAACAAUAUGCACUAAUGGUUGAGCUGUUACACAAAAGCCUGAAAUGGCGCAGGGUUUUACAAAGUGCCCUAAAGAGGAAGUGGCAGCUUUUUGGAACAACAUGGCCCAAGAACUAAAUAGUGUUGGUCCGCCUAUCAAGGAUAUUUCCAGCUGGAAGAAGGUAUGGCUUGACUGGAAGGCGUAUAUAAAAAGGAAACUUGUUGAAAAUAAAAAGGAGCAGUCAGCUACUGGUGGCGGCAGAUAUAGGCAGCACCAUUUCAACGAAUUGGAGGAAGCGGUGAUAGCACUAACGGCAUUGCAAACAAGUGCAAGUGGCAUUGACAAUACAGUUAGCAUCGGCUUACCAAUUGUAGCCGACGUGGGCAACGAGACGUUAGCUGACGUAUCAAUGCCAUCAGUGACCUGCAGUCCAGCACUGCCUAAAUGUACUACUAGGCCACCGGAAACCUGUACAGCCGAUGUAAUUAAAGAACAAUUUCAAAUUCAAAAAGAUUUUCAGGAAAAGGUCAUCGAAAAGUUGGAUGAUCUUUCAGUACGUAUGCGACGAGUGGGCAGAGCAUUGGAAGUGCAAAAUGAUUUAAAAAAAUGCGGAAGUGGAAGAAAUUAGAAGGCACAACAUAGCUAUGGAGAAUUUGAUAGCUGCUAAGAAUUCGAUUAAGCAGCGAAUGUUAGAAAUAGAA